Molecule: messenger RNA, 1038 nt
Organism: Symbiodinium sp. CCMP2456
Lineage: Eukaryota; Dinophyceae; Suessiales; Symbiodiniaceae
Source: the annotation of a GenBank genome assembly
AUGCAGCACGCCAGGACUCGCUUUAAGUCUUUGCUGGAUCAGUUUCAGGAAGCGCUUGACGACCGCCUUGCGCACGUUGCAUGCAAGCGGGCGCACGACGAACUGAGUCAAAAGCUGACUGGUGCCCUUGUUGAUGGCAAGACCGUAUCUUUCGAGGAUGAGGGAGCCCUUGGUGCGUACACGCUGAAGAGGUUGCGUGCGAGAAGCCGCGCGGUCUUCGAAGUCCUCCUCGCGGAGGACUCCGGUGAAAUCUUGCACUGCUUGCUGCGAAAAUGUUCCGCAGCGACCCAGGAAUGUCGACAGCUUCGCAUUGCCAGCCUGGGCGGUGGACCCGCUUUUGAUGUGGUCGCACUCCUUGCGACACUGGAGUCGCUGGCUGAAGCCAUGUCUCAGGAGCCAGCUGUCAACUCGGAGGGUUUUGAUCGCUGUGAUGACUUGCUUUGCGGCAUCCGUUGCACGGUCUUAGAUCUGGCCCCUGCCUGGAGCUCAGCAGUUGCUGCAGUGGCGGAAGUGUCAACCGAGAUUUGGCCUCGUCAAGAGGCCGAGUUUGUGAAGCUCAUCGCUCCAGUGGAUCUCCGGUCUUCGGACUGCUGGGAGAUCAUCGAUACAGUCUGCAAGGCUGACAUUGUGAUCGCAUCCUAUGUCUUGCAUGAGAACGAAGCGGCAAUCCUCAGCCAGAAUAGGCUGCAAGGAGCCUUCCCACAGAUCUUCCAACACCUUCCGGUUGGUGCGCCCAUGAUCUUCCUGGAUGCCACACAUCGUUUGUGGCCGGUGCUGGUACAGACAGCUGAAGAUGUUAUUCCACAUGAGGAAUAUUUGAAGGCUAUCAUUCCCGAUGGCAUGGCCUCCCACAUCCAUGCGGCUCUUCUGCUCAAAAGCAUCGGAUUACCCACGCGGCCUGGCCCCACAAACUGCAGCGCCAUGGAGACUUUUGCUGCUCAUCAGCAGGCCAACCAGGGAGAUUCCAUGACAAGUGUCGUUCUGGGCAUGUUCUGGGCCCCGAGCGGCGUGGUGCACCUGCACAACUGGGAAGUCGAU